UCAAGCCCAGAUGUUCAGCGAGAUGACGCGGACAGUGGACCAGCAGGAAGGGCUUCUGUACCCCAGACUUCUGGCUGUGGCGGAGAGAGCGUGGCACCGGGCCAAGUGGGAGAACGUCAGUGACGUCACGGCUAGAAACACGUCACGUGUUCAGGAUUGGAGUCGUUUUGCUAACACUCUUGGGUACAAAGAGUUACCGUUCCUUGACAGGCUUGGCGUUGCAUAUCGACUUCCGCUACCAGGCGCUAGGGGUCAAGGCCGUAGGUGGAAGGUCAACACAGAGUACCCCAACCAGAACUUGGAGGUGAGCUACGACAACGGCGCCACCUGGGACAACGUCGUCUCUGACACAGCAACGGCUCCAGACGAGGAGGUCCCCCAUUUCAGAACAAGGUCCCCCGUACGACAGCGUUACAGCCGCGUGGCUCCCUCAUCCAGCGUCAACGUCGCUUCCUCCUCCUCCGUCGUCGGCUUCAUCACAAAUGAAUGAGGGAAGGAUCGAUGUGUCACGUCCGACUCACACCUGUAAUCAACCCAGUUCGAUAUACCUUGCAGUGAUUAUCACCUGUAAUCAGCCCAGUUCGAUAUACCUUGCACCUGGCACAGUGACUAACACCUGCAAUCAACUCUGUCCUAUACACCUGGCAAAGUGACUGACUCCCUCU
This is a messenger RNA of Haliotis rubra (blacklip abalone), 665 nucleotides long. Its product is annotated as chitobiase-like. The coding region runs from base 11 to 490 and encodes 159 amino acids. The record is from RefSeq and is a predicted model, not a curated record. The transcript is spliced from 4 exons. Lineage: Eukaryota; Metazoa; Mollusca; Gastropoda; Lepetellida; Haliotidae.